AUGGCAGUAAAUAGGCAAAUGCACCAAUUGAUAGAACAGUUUUUGAAGCUGAAACCGCCUAAGUUUAAUGGUAGGGGUGACCCCGAGGCUGCACCGCGAUGGGUAGAGGAGUUAGAGAAGGCCUUUGAUGUAUUGGGGUGCACCGAGGCUGAGAAAGUAACAUUAGCGGUAUAUCAGUUACAGGAUAGCGCAAUUGAUUGGUUCGCCACUAGAGAUAGAGUGUUUCCGGAAGAGAGUGCCCAAGAAAGGAAGCUAGCAGAGUUUAUGCGACUUCGCCAAGGACAGAUGACCGUAGACCAGUAUGAGGCGGAGUUUGCGAGGUUGUCUAAGUUUGCACCUAGGAUGGUGGAGAAUCCGCGGGAUAAGGUUCAGAGAUUCCGAGACGGAUUGAAGCCGGAUCUUAGAAGUAAGAUGAUUUCCUUGAACAUCCGUGAUUAUGGGGAAAUGUAUGAGCGGGCCCAGGCCAUUGAGUGA
Molecule: messenger RNA, 474 nt
Organism: Syzygium oleosum
Lineage: Eukaryota; Viridiplantae; Streptophyta; Magnoliopsida; Myrtales; Myrtaceae
Exons: 2
Coding region: 1-474 (157 amino acids)
Source: RefSeq, a predicted model, not a curated record